CGCCUACGUGAAGCGCACGUCUCGCGGGCUCGCUACGCUAAUGGCAGCGCGCGGCCGCUUCUGCGCCGUUUUCCUGCGUACGACGGACGGGUGAAGGGCAGCAAGGAAGGAAUUCCUCCCUGUUGCCCGCGCCGAAGGUGGCGUCGGUCGCUCGGUCAGCGCUCCGCGCUCCGCCACGAGCUGCCCAGCAGCAGCAGCAGGUGCAGGACGGCGUUUCACACCUGAGCGCUAGUUUCUAUAUAAGAGAGGCGAUUUCAUUGACAGCGCAGGAGGAGGAGCGCCGUCCGUCCGUUCGUCCGCCGCGGGGGGUGGGAAAGACAAUGGCAGGAGCCCAGGCGAGGCUGCGAUCUGAACUCAUGUCUGACAUGGAAUUAGUGUUGAAGGUUCGAGAGGACCGCUGAACAACAUCCCCGGCCGGCAGCGCGGCUCCGAGCCGCUCCGAGCCUCUCCUCGGUGCCCUUCCUUCCUCCUUCGUGCGCCGCCAGCACCAGCAGCGCGGCUGAUCCAAGCUGUUCCCGCGCGUCCGUCGCCGCCGCUUCUUCUUCUUCUCCUCGCUUUUCUCGGGGAAAUCGAUCGGAUCAGUGCGGACGACGGAAUCAUCCGAGGGAAAAGAGGAUAUCCGAGGCAAUAUGGCCGAUACGUGGGGCUGGGGAGGGCGGCAGGAGCGCUCCGCAUCCUCUGGAUGCUGCUACUACUAGCCGCGGAAGAUGGCUCUGAGUCUGUUCCGCGAAGCGUCCGCCGCACUAUAAUGAGUAAGAGCAUCAAUAGCAUGAACCCGGACUCAUCGGCCCUAUACGUGUCGAAGAUGGACGUGAUCAUCCCGUUUUCACCCGACGUGCCCUGUGACAGCAAUGGCCAGCGCAUGUGGUGGGCAUUUCUUGCUUCGUCCAUGGUCACUUUCUUUGGGGGUCUCUUCAUCAUCCUCCUGUGGAGGACCCUCAAAUAUCUGUGGACUGUGUGCUGCCACUGCAACGUCAAAAACAAGGAAGCGCAGAAGGUCAGCAAUCCUUCCAGUAACCCAGCCGACGGGGGAACCAAGAUCCCCGACGAGAAGGAAGAGUCGUCCACCAGCGAAGUGGGGUGGAUGACCUCUGUGAAGGACUGGGCUGGGGUCAUGAUAUCUGCGCAGACGCUGACCGGCAGAGUACUGGUGGUCCUAGUUUUUGCACUCAGCAUCGGAGCACUUGGAAUAUACUUCAUAGACUCCUCGGACCCUAUAGAAUCAUGUCAGAAUUUCUACAAGGACUUCACUCUACAGAUUGACAUGGCCUUCAACGUUUUCUUCUUACUCUACUUCGGUCUGCGUUUCAUUGCAGCCAAUGACAAAUUGUGGUUUUGGCUUGAGGUGAACUCUGUUGUGGAUUUCUUCACGGUCCCACCAGUGUUUGUGUCUGUGUAUCUUAACAGAAGCUGGCUUGGUUUAAGGUUCCUGAGAGCCUUAAGAUUGAUCCAGUUUUCAGAAAUUUUACAGUUUCUGAAUAUCUUAAAAACAAGCAAUUCCAUCAAGCUUGUGAACCUGUGCUCCAUCUUCAUAAGCACAUGGCUGACAGCUGCUGGAUUCAUACAUUUGGUUGAAAACUCAGGAGAUCCAUGGGAGAAUUUCCAAAAUUCCCAGUCUCUUUCUUACUGGGAAUGCGUGUACUUACUCAUGGUUACUAUGUCCACCGUGGGAUAUGGAGACGUCUAUGCAAAAACCACCCUUGGGCGCCUUUUCAUGGUCUUCUUCAUUCUUGGUGGUUUGGCCAUGUUUGCCAGCUAUGUCCCCGAAAUCAUCGAGUUAAUUGGAAACCGCAAGAAAUACGGUGGCACCUAUAGUGCGGUUAAUGGAAGAAAGCACAUUGUCGUCUGUGGUCAUAUAACACUAGAAAGUGUCUCCAACUUCCUAAAAGACUUCCUACACAAGGACAGGGAUGAUGUCAAUGUAGAAAUUGUUUUUCUUCAUAAUAUUUCCCCUAAUCUUGAGCUGGAAGCCUUAUUUAAGCGCCACUUUACUCAGGUGGAAUUCUAUCAAGGAUCUGUUCUGAAUCCACAUGAUCUUGCCAGAGUCAAGAUAGAGUCAGCAGAUGCCUGUCUGAUUCUAGCAAAUAAAUACUGUGCUGAUCCUGAUGCUGAGGAUGCCUCAAAUAUCAUGAGAGUAAUAUCCAUCAAGAACUAUCAUCCAAAGAUACGAAUUAUCACUCAGAUGUUGCAGUACCACAACAAGGCCCAUCUGCUCAAUAUCCCCAGCUGGAACUGGAAGGAAGGGGAUGAUGCGAUCUGCUUGGCCGAGCUGAAGGCAGGCUUCAUUGCCCAGAGCUGCCUUGCUCAGGGAAUCUCUACCAUGCUUGCAAACCUGUUUUCCAUGAGAUCCUUCAUCAAGAUUGAAGAAGACACAUGGCAGAAGUACUACCUGGAGGGUGUAGCGAAUGAAAUGUACACCGAAUACUUAUCUAGUGCUUUCGUGGGCCUUUCGUUUCCCGCAGUUUGUGAGUUGUGUUAUGUCAAACUGAAGUUGUUACUGAUAGCCAUUGAAUAUAAGUCUGAGCAGAGGGAAAGCAGUAUUCUUAUAAAUCCUGGGAACCAUGUUAAGAUCCAAGAAGGUACCUUAGGAUUUUUUAUUGCCAGCGAUGCCAAAGAAGUAAAAAGGGCAUAUUUCUACUGCAAAGCAUGUCAUGAUGACAUCACAGACCCGAAAAGAAUAAAGAAGUGUGGUUGUAAGCGAUCCAAGAUGUCCAUCUGCAAAAGAAUAAGACUGGCAUGUUGUUAUGGUUGCGGACGCUCUUUGCAUCACUGCUCAUGCAUGUCAGGCAGUGUUCAUAGUAACAUGGACACCCUUCAGAGAGCCUUCCCACUUUCUCCUGUCUCUGUCAAUGAUUGCUCCACCACUUUCCGUGCCUUUGAAGAUGAGCACCCGUCAACUUUGUCUCCUAAAAAAAAGCAGCGAAAUGGAGGCAUGCAAAAUUCACCCAACUAUUCACCCAAAAUAAUGCGACACGACCCACUACUUAUUCCGGGGAAUGAACAGAUUGAGAAUAUGGAUAUGAAUGUGAAGAAGUACGAUUCUACAGGGAUGUUUCACUGGUGCCCACCCAAAGACAUCGAGAAGGUUAUCUUGACCCGUAGUGAAGCCUCCAUGACUGUCCUAAGUGGACAUGUAGUGGUCUGUAUAUUUGGAGAUGUCACGUCUGCUUUGGUGGGGCUGCGGAACUUGGUCAUGCCUUUAAGAGCAAGCAACUUCCAUUACCAUGAGCUGAAGCCAAUUGUGUUUGUGGGAUCUUUGGAGUACCUGAGGAGAGAGUGGGAAACACUUCACAACUUCCCCAAGGUGUCCAUCCUGCCUGGCACGCCACUGAGUCGAGCUGAUUUGAGGGCUGUCAACAUCAACCUCUGUGACAUGUGUGUCAUCCUGUCGGCAAAUCAGAACAAUAUUGACGACGCUUCGCUGCAAGACAAAGAGUGCAUCUUGGCGUCACUCAAUAUCAAAUCUAUGCAAUUUGACGACAGCAUUGGGGUCUUGCAGGCGAAUUCUCAAGGUUUCACACCUCCUGGAAUGGACAGGACAUCUCCAGACAACAGUCCAGUGCAUGGCUUAGUGCGACAGACUUCUGUCACAACUGGAUCAAAUAUCCCAAUAAUAACUGAACUGGUGAACGACUCCAAUGUGCAAUUCCUGGAUCAGGACGAUGACGACGACCCAGACACCGAGUUGUAUCUCACACAGCCCUUCGCUUGUGGGACUGCGUUUGCUGUCAGUGUGCUGGAUUCCUUAAUGAGUGCGACGUACUUCAACGAUAACAUCCUCACGCUGAUCCGGACGCUGGUAACAGGUGGGGCGACUCCGGAGCUGGAGGCAAUGCUGGCGGAGGAGAACGCCUUGCGGGGAGGAUACAGCACCCCACAGACGUUGGCCAACAGGGACCGCUGUCGAGUGGCACAGCUGGCCUUGUACAACGGACCCUUCGCAGACCUGGGGGACGGUGGCUGUUAUGGAGACCUGUUUUGUAAAGCUUUGAAAACGUAUAACAUGCUUUGCUUCGGCAUAUACCGAUUAAGAGAUGCCCACCUCAGUGCUCCAAGUCAGUGUACCAAGCGGUAUGUUAUUACCAAUCCACCAUAUGAGUUUGAGUUGGUCCCUUCGGAUCUGAUCUUCUGCUUGAUGCAAUUUGACCACAACGCUGGCCAGUCACGCACCGUCCUCUCCCAUUCCUCCCACUCGUCCCACUCGUCCAGCAAGAAGAGUUCCUCUGUUCAUUCGAUCCCCACCGCUAACCGGCCUUGCCGCAAGUCACGGGACUCCCGGGAAAAGCAGAAUGCAACAAGGACGAAUAGAAUGGGCCAAGAAAAGAAAUGGUUUACAGAUGAAGAAGAAAACGCCUAUCCAAGGAACAUUCAAAUCAAGCCCAUGAACACCAUGAACACCAUGGCCAAUCAAGUCAAUCAGUAUAAAUCCACAAGCAGCCUGAUUCCACCAAUCAGAGAAGCUGAAGACGAAUGCUAAAUUCUGGGGUGGACAGCAGUAUCGAGGUGAUGACUAAUCACGCGUCAUUCAUUCUGUAUCCCAGGAUUACCAGAAAGACUCUCCAACGUGUACUUUGGUACCACUUCUGUGUUAUCAGACAGUGUUUUUUUUCUAAAUGUAUAUAAAGACAAUCGUAUGAUUGUACAGUCCCUUGCACUUUUUAAAGUAGUUUAAGGGAUUUGAGUACUUCCUUGAACCCUUUGCAAUAUAGUCUGGAUGCAGCUAGACUCCAUGACCUACUUCCUUACUGUGGACCGAUGACCGUCACUUUAGAAAGAGGGAAUCGGAAUGGCGAGACCAUGACCAUGCUAAUUUCACCUCCUUCGUAUCUGCUUCUUUAAGCUAUUUAAAACAUUUCUAGACACCAAAGUUAUCGACUUUAUAGGUUAAUGUAUUACUUUCGCUAAAUUCAAACUGUGGUUUUUGUUUAUCGCGGUUUAUUUCGACGUACGGCCGAGAUUCCCAGCGCUCCACGGACAGCUUCCGCCGAACAAUUCAAGUAAAUACAUUCCAUUUUUAAAAUAUUCAAGUAAUGAUUUUUUUUUUUGAUAUAGAAUUCUAUGAUGAAAUGUUUGCAAUGAGAAGAAAGACAGUCUGGAUUACUGGUGGUGAAGUUUUGUCAUUGACUCGCCAUGGAUGAUGACCUGUAAGAAUUUGUGACUUGUCAUGUGACAAGCGGUGCAGUCAGUUCCCCAAGCAUGAUUGAGCAGCCUAAAUUAAGACAUUUUAGUCAUUUAGUGUAAGGCAUUGAGUUCAUAACUGAAGCAUGCCACGAUGAAUGGAAAUUAGUGUAGGUUGUCAAAUGUUUGCCGAGCAUGUGCAGGCAGUACAGAAAUGCCACAUAUUGCGUAAAGUGGGCAAGCAGGAAUCCUCCUUUGAGCAAAGUCACUGCAUGGCACAGGAUUGCGGUGGAGGCAGUAAGAGCUUGGAUGUUCUCCACAGCAAAUCCUGGGUCACAAUCCUCGCAGGCUUCACUUCCUGUAGAGGAUGUUAAGAGCUCUAUCAUAAUUGGGGAACUACUGCUGAAAGAAAUCGUGAACAUUGGCGAUCAUGUGCUUCUUUCUUAUACCACUGUAAUGUACCCCUCAAGCUGUUUCAUGAGUGCAUUGGCCUGUCCAAUUGUCCUUUUAAACAAAGAGAUAAUGCAUCGGGGAAGUGUCAUCGAGGAGCAGGGCUGCUCGGUCCCGCCUCGGCAUCAGUUUGGGUGAUUCUCCGGUAGGUGCAAGUGAUGAACAAAUAAUACUAAGAGCUUUAUGUGUUCAAUGAUGUAGUUCAUGGUGGAUGGGUACAACCCAAGCUAUACAUGCUGGGAAUCAUAAGUAUGCACAAGAUGUACUGUCGUCAUUGUCAUUUUGCUCGGAGAAGGUCUCUACAAAAGUAGAAAAGGCCUCUAGAUACAUUAGCACAUAUGGUUCUCUCCAAACCUGCAAUAAAAAACAUCAGAACAUCAUGAAGAAUUAGAAAACGGUGAAAAAACCAUUUUCGUUUAUAGUAAGUACAUAACACUUGUGUUGUCGUCAUUAUUACCAAGAUUUCUUCAACAAUUCUCAGCAUUUUCAUCAGUAUUUGCCAUAUUACAGCAACAAUACAUAUAUGCAUUAUUGUGAAGUGUAUAAUGAAAUAUGAUGAUUACAUUUCAUAGCUAGUAGAUUUUUGAUAUAUGUGAACAUAAUGUAUAUACUAUCAGCAUAUUAAUGUUGAUAAAAUAUCCCUAGCCUCAACAGAAGACCAGAAAUUAUAUAUAUAUAUAUAAUAAAAAUAGAUAUUAAAUAAAAUAUAUAAUUUGCCUUAAUGUUAGUCUUUAAAAACUUUAUUUUAACCUCAGAUGAUUUUUCUGCAAAUCAGAUCAGGGACAACAUUGCAUCCAUUCGCAUUCAGGAGCGUUCCGAUGAGAGGCGUUCAAAGUGGGUCAAGUAGGGUUGUUUCAAGAACACCUUCCUUGCCAAUGAACACGCCGUUCUGGAGAAAGAUGACCUGCUGCUCGUAAUAAACAAAUUCAGGGUUAAUGCUACGUUCACCAUGAGCACAGUGAUAUUCAUGCAUUGUUUGGUUAUUGUGUUUUAGUGGACUGUGGUAUGUAGUGUGCUUGAAAAGUAGAAUUUUACUUGUGAAGGGCGAUGCAAUGGUACAGAUAAAUUAUAUUUCAGCUGCAUAAGACUGAGGUAUUGGAGUGUGUGAUGUGUGCUGAGAGAUAACGACGAUCUCGGGCGGGAGCUCGGUACGUAACGUAAUUUAACGCAAUCGUGUUCUAGCAUAGAGAACAUCCAAGCCCACAUUGCCUCUAUGGUAGAGCAACACUUGGCAGUGCAUGGCACAAAGGAGGAUUCCUAAGACCCACUAAUGCGAAAAGUGGCAUAGAGAGGUCUUCACGUACACUCGAAGGCGUUCUCAAAAAUCGUAAAUGAACUAAUGUGUGAAGUCGUUCAUAAAUCCAUCGAGAUUAAACUCUAGGAACAAUGUAUGCUGUCAGGCCUCUCUCUGGAGCUCUUUCAGUGUAUAUACGUUUUGUUUUUCAUAUUCAACCAACGGGAAUAAUUCCAUGCAAACGUAGACAUCCUGAACGUCAUGUAUUACUGUUGUAUGCUGCAUACUUAAUGUACAUUUGCUAUAAAGGUUAUACCAAGUAUAAUAAUAAUUACUGGGUUCUUAAUGACUUGAAAUAUCACAGAUAAAAGUUGGCAGACAUCUAUGUCUUAAGUGUUAAAAAAUACAUUUAAGUAUUUAUUUUGUUACAGUUAUGUCAGUUCAGGAUAAAUUUAGGUCAUAAUUUACAAACAUGCUGAUGACUGGAAUACUCAUUACAGGAAAAGUAGUUUGAAAGAACAGUGGGAUAUAUUUUGGUAAGGUAUUAGUAAAGGGUUAGUGGCGCUGAUCCACUUAACUCCUCUAGAACACAUGCAAAUAAACGGCCUUGUACACAUUGUUUGUACAUAAAUUGUACAUGGUUUCAUUUUGUAUUUUCUGAAAUUAAAAUUGAUGUAU
Scleropages formosus (Asian bonytongue) is the source of this 7480-nucleotide messenger RNA. RefSeq names its product potassium large conductance calcium-activated channel, subfamily M, alpha member 1a (gene kcnma1a). The transcript is spliced from 30 exons. Lineage: Eukaryota; Metazoa; Chordata; Actinopteri; Osteoglossiformes; Osteoglossidae. Gene Ontology annotation, molecular function: large conductance calcium-activated potassium channel activity. The coding region runs from base 683 to 4477 and encodes 1264 amino acids. Gene Ontology annotation, biological process: potassium ion transmembrane transport. The record is from RefSeq and is a predicted model, not a curated record. Gene Ontology annotation, cellular component: postsynaptic membrane.